AUGCACUCGUUCUGUAGCGACGCGCGUCUGCGGCGCUGCGAGGCACCUGCGGCGGCGCCCGAGGCGGCGGCGGCGCCCGCGCUCGACGCCGCCGACACGCUCUACUACGACGUACGCGGCAACCUGUCGCUGCUCUGCCGGCUGCCCAACGACGACAACCUCGGCUAUGUCUGGAAGAAAAAUGGCAGUGAUAUCGAGCAAGUGUCGGACCUGAAGGGACGCUACGUGAUGGAGAAGGGGGGCGCGCUGUUCUUCGUGAAGCACUCUGUGGAGGACGACUUCGGCAACUACUCGUGCGCGGUGGGCGCGGGCGAGCAGCGCUGGGAGGUACGCGGCCGCCCCUACCUCAAGCUGCCCGCCAACUCCAACGUGGUGGAGGGGCAGAAGCUGAAGCUGGUGUGCAAGGUGGUGGGCAAGCCCUACCCCGAGGUGUCGUGGGGCUACACCAACAGCAGCGAGCCCGACGCCAACUUCACGGACGUGGCGGAGGCGCUGGGCGGGCGCGCGGCGCUGGCGGCCAGCGAGCAGGGAGUGCCGCGCGGCGCACUCGUGCUGGAGGCGGCGGCGCGCGCGGACGCGGGCCGCUUCCGCUGCGCCGCGCCCGGCGUGCCGGUGCCCGCCGGCGCCGCGCCCGCCGUCACCGUGCUGCGCGUCAAGGACAUGUACGCCGCGCUCUGGCCCUUCCUCGGCAUCUGCGCCGAGGUGUUCGUGCUCUGCGCCAUCAUCCUCGUCUACGAGAAGCGCCGCACCAAGCCCGAGCUCGACGACUCCGACACCGACAACCACGACCAGAAGAAGUCG
This is a messenger RNA of Brenthis ino (lesser marbled fritillary), 801 nucleotides long. The record is from the annotation of a GenBank genome assembly. Lineage: Eukaryota; Metazoa; Arthropoda; Insecta; Lepidoptera; Nymphalidae.